AACAACGUCCUCCUUAAUCCCGUUUCCCAACGUCUCUCCCAACCCUUUUAUUUUAUUUUUAUUUUUUUUCCAUUUUCUCUACCACAUCGCCUCCAACAUUCAGUUACGCUCUCUCGCCGGAAAACAUGGCUUUCCGACCAGCGUCUCCGGCGAUCUCCACUCCCUGAUCCACCUCCAUCUCAGAUUCCUAUUCCUGUUUGCCGUUGUUCUUUAAAGCUUUGAUUUGGAGAGAAUUGUUCACUCUGGCGGUUGAUUUGUGCGGUGAUUCCAGUGUUUGAAUUCUGAGAUUGAGGGUUUUUUCGUGCAUCGUUUUUAAAGGUGAGAUCCUUCGAUACGAGUAUCAUUUCGGAUUGUUAGGGUUUUUGAUGGUUGUAUUGGCGAUAAAUUUGAAAAGAAAAUUAUUGGUUUGUUUUUUCGUUUUUCUUUGCUCGAAUUUUUUUGAGAUUCAGUGAACUGCUUCGAUCCCUCACUCUGUGUAUCAUUGUAUUAAGCAGAACAAAAAAAAAAAAAAAAGAAGAAAAGGACGAAGAUUGAAAAAACUUUGUUUUUAUUGCCUUCUUUGUUCUUUGCGUUCCAAAAAUUUCAAAUUGCGAUUAAUUUGAUUUUAUAUCUUUUGUUUUUUCUUUCUCCGGUUUUUUAUUUUUAUUUUUUUAAAAAAAAUUGGUUACCAAUGAAUAUCAGAAUUUAUUCGGGAUUCAACGAAUUGCCUCGAUAUAUCUCUAGAACUAUUUUUUUCUCUCUAAGCUCUCUCGACCUGUGUGGCUUCGUAAUUCGUAUUGAGAUUUCAUGAGUACUGUUCAUGUCCUGCAACUCGGAGACAAAAACCUGCCACAUACGGACAUUAUUGGUGAAGAUACCAGUGAAAAAUCCAUCAAAAUUUAGCUUUUUUGUCUCUAGACCUGUUGAAUUUUCUUGAUUAUCGUUCCUGAAUCUUGAAAAAAACUUGAAACAGGUCAAAACAUAGGGAUUACUUUAACUAAAACCCUGAUUGAAAUUAUUUGUUUAUUAAUAUUUUUUUUUCCUGUAACUGUAAAUUUAUGGGGAUGGACAAUGAUUUCCUUUGCACGUGGACCUCCAUGUCUCUUCCCAUAAACCCAGAUACGGUAGCAUCUGCAAUCUCAAAUCUUCUGUUAAUCAAAAAUUUAAAAAUUAUAUACAUGCAAACAAAUCUUGGAAUUUACAUUUUUGCUUUUUUUAAAUACCAAUUUAUCUCUGAAAAACAGUUGACAUAUAACCGCAAACAUAUCUUGUGAAAUUGGAGACGGAGAGGGAGAGAGUUAUUGUAAUGUUGGUUUCACUUUCAUUGAAUUGAAUUUUCAUGAGAAGAAGUUGGGGAAGUAGAGGAAGAAGAAACAGGGUAGGGAUGUGAAAUGCACCCAAAUACAACCCACCCGACCAUGGCACUCCCGUGAGAAGGACAACAAAAAAGAGGGGGUCCAAAAGGGAAAAAAAAGAAUGCUUCCCCUUAUCCUACGCACCCAUUUCCUCCCUUAUCGUACACCCACCUCCCAGUCCACUUCCCCUAGUCUCCUCAAUUUCUGAGGGGACCCUACACUGCAAUUUGCUGGUAACCACCCUCUAGUGAUGACCGUUAUUGCGCGUUCUAGUCCUGACCGGAUUUUUCUGUAACGCACACCACCAGAUGCAUCCCCACUCUCUAGCCUCUUUACCAUGGCGUGAUCUGCUUGGAUUUGGGCAUUCGUUGAUGAAAAAUCAAUACCCAUUUGCAUUGGUGUGUUUUAAUUCUCAAAUUCAUUCCCAAAUCAGAUCUGGAUUUGUAACAGAGAAAAGGAUCUUCUUUUUGAGCCAUUGUUGCCUUCCCAUUACAUGUGGGAUAUGUGAAAGCCUGGCAAUGAGUUUUGUUAUAUGAAAAAAACUAUCAAUGUGGUCUAAUUUGAAUGGUGUGGAUGGAUGUAUGUGAAGCAGAGAAAGCAUUACAGAAGCACACAGCAGUGGAGACCUCAAGACGGCCAUUGGUUCCGGCUGAAAAGUGCAAUGGCGUCACCCGCCGGCCAAAAACGAGAGAAGUUAGUUCUCGGUAUAAAUCGCCUACUCCUCCAUCCACCCCCUCUGGUCCCAGGCGGUGUGGUUCUCCAAACCUCACAAGAACAGUCCCUGUACCCGCCCAAUUGGUGUCAAAGAGAGCCCAAUCUGCUGACAGGAAGCGCCCCCCUACACCACCUUCACCUCCCAGUCCAUCCACACCUGCCCGAGAUUUAACCACAGACAUGCAUUUCUCAUCCAGAAGAAUGAUGAGUGGCCGGUUGCAGGAGAGUUUAUGGCCUUCCACGAUGCGGAGUCUUAGUGUUUCUUUUCAGUCGGAUACCUUUUCCCUUCCCAUUGGUAAACGAGAAAAACCACCACCGGUUACUCAUGCUGCUUAUGACCGAACUUUGAAGCCAUCUUCAAAUGUAGCACAUAAGCCGGUCGAAACGCCUGCAGGUUCACGAAAGCCUACUCCAGAGAGGAAGAGGAGUCCUCUUAAGGGGAAAAAUGGGUCUGAUCAAUCAGAGAAUUCAAAACCAGUUGAAGGUUUACAUGCUCGCUUGAUAGAUCAGCACCGAUGGCCUAGUAGAACAGGUGGAAAGGCAUCUUCCAAUUCUCUAUCUAAAAGCAUGGAUCUCAGUGAUAAAACCAUUAAAACACUACCAUAUUCGGGAAUUGGGGUUUCUAUGCUAAGAAGAAUGCCCAUGUCUGAUGGUGUAAAUAAACCUUUAACAAGGUCUGCUAGUGAUGCGGUGAGACAAUUAUCAUUUGAUGAAAGUGGAAGAGCAGGUUCUGAGGCAAAUUCCAUUGAUGAUAAUCCACUGCGGGUGCCUGGACAAAACAAGUUUGUUUCUUCGAGUUCUUCUGACAGAAUGGCAGCAACAAGUCUUGCAUUGAGAUCUCAGUCUUUGCCUAUCCCUGGAUCACGUCCUGCAUCACCAAAUAAGACCUCGGCAUUAUCAUCCUCCAUUUCUAGAGGUAUGGUCAGUCCUUCUCGGACAAGACCAUCUACCCCUACAAGGCCAUCUACUCCUACAAGGCCAUCUACCCCUACUAGGUCAUCUACACCUACUUCAUCUAGAAGCAUCACCAGUCCAUCUCGAAUAAGGCCAUCCAGUCCUUCUCAUCAAUCCAACAGUUCAACUUCUGUUCUCAGUUUUAUUGCGGAUUUUAGAAAAGGAAAGAAGGGUGCUAACCACAUUGAAGAUGCUCAUCAGCUACGGCUACUAUACAAUAGGAAUUUGCAAUGGCGAUAUGCUAAUGCCAGGGCAGAAGAUGCACUCUAUAUUCAGAAAGACACGGCAGAGAAAACUCUAUACUAUGUAUGGAGCACUACUCUAGAGAUGUGGGUUUCGGUAAUAGCAAAAAGGAUCAAACUCCAACAACUGAGGCUUGAGCUGAAGCUGAACUCAAUUUUGAAUAAUCAAAUGGCCUACCUUGAUGACUGGGCAUUGAUUGAAAGAGAUCAUUCUAAUUCCUUAUCUGGGGCAAUUGAAGAUUUAGAAGCAAGCACUCUCCGUUUGCCAGUUACUGGAGGUGCAAGGGCAGAUAUCGAAACUGUGAAGCUUGCUAUCUGCUCAGCUGUUGAUGUGAUGCAGGCAAUGGGAUCCUCCAUAUGUGCUUUACUCUCAAGGGUGGAGGAAAUGAACUGUCUGGUUUCUGAACUUGCUGAUGUAGCAGCACAGGAGAGAGCAAAACUUGAUGAGUGUGAAGCUCUAUUGGCUUCAACAGCAGCUAUGCAGGUAGAAGAAUACAGCCUUAGGACCCAUCUCACUCAAUUGAAACAAACCUUGGAGGAGGGCGAACACAGAAUCUUGGCAAUGAGAAUGCCUCCAUGACCUUGCAACCCAUCCGGACGCUAAGCUAACCAUUUCCUUCUUUGCCUCUUUGACAGAGACAAAUAUGACACUGCCGACACUGCCUGCCCGGGUCUCAAUGAUUGUAAAUUUGAUUUUAUUUUAUUUCUUCCUUUUUUCCUCAACUGUGGUGGGAAUUUUAUCAUAUUUCAUUCCAUUUUUUCCUUUGUUUCUUGGGCAAAUAGAGCUUUUGGCUCCAUCAUUUUCUACGUGUAAUUUUAUAUCAUAUCACUUAAAUUAAAAGAAAAUUGAAAGGAAGCAAAAGAUUGAAAUUCAAUAUAGAAUCAAACUUGUAUGUGUGGAAACACCA
Messenger RNA from Vitis vinifera (wine grape), 4152 nucleotides. Its product is annotated as AUGMIN subunit 8. Gene Ontology annotation, cellular component: cytoplasm; nuclear microtubule; centrosome. The record is from RefSeq and is a predicted model, not a curated record. NCBI's taxonomy places the organism in Eukaryota, Viridiplantae, Streptophyta, Magnoliopsida, Vitales, Vitaceae. Gene Ontology annotation, biological process: spindle assembly; centrosome cycle. The transcript is spliced from 7 exons. Gene Ontology annotation, molecular function: microtubule binding. The coding region runs from base 1899 to 3824 and encodes 641 amino acids.